This is a messenger RNA of Myotis daubentonii (Daubenton's bat), 555 nucleotides long. RefSeq names its product transmembrane protein 140 (gene TMEM140). The record is from RefSeq and is a predicted model, not a curated record. The transcript has a single exon. Lineage: Eukaryota; Metazoa; Chordata; Mammalia; Chiroptera; Vespertilionidae. The coding region runs from base 1 to 555 and encodes 184 amino acids.
AUGAGCCUCCCCAGACCCAGGCGGGGCGACCAGCUGCUGUUCCUGGGCAUCAUGGUCCUCGCGGUCCUGGCCCUCUGCCUGCUGUUCUACGCUCUCCUCUGGAAGGCGGGUGACCUCAUCAACCUGCCCAACCUGAGAAUCGGCUUCUACAACUUCUGCCUGUGGAACGAGAGCGCGGGCCGCCUGCAGUGCCACCAGCUCCCUGAGCUGGAGGCCCUUGGGCUGCCUCAGGGCGCCCUGGCCCUGGCCAGGCUCGGCGUGUACGGGGCCCUGGUGCUCACCCUCUUUGUCCCAAUGCCUCUGCUCCUGGCCCGCUGCAACAGGAGCGAGGGCGAGUGGCAUCUGGCCGUGUGCUUCCUGGCGAUGGCCUCCACGCUGCUGGCCGGGGGCCUGGGCCUCUUCCUCACCUACACCUGGAAGUGGGUCACGCCCUCCCUCCUGGGGCCUGGAUUCCUAGCUCUGGCCACUGCCCAGGCCUUGCUCGUCCUCUUGCUGAUGGCCACAGUCAUGUUCCCCCAAAGGGCUGAUGACAAGAGCAAGCUGGAGAGCUGCUAG